Vicia villosa (hairy vetch) is the source of this 630-nucleotide messenger RNA. RefSeq names its product protein PLANT CADMIUM RESISTANCE 3-like. The coding region runs from base 19 to 432 and encodes 137 amino acids. Lineage: Eukaryota; Viridiplantae; Streptophyta; Magnoliopsida; Fabales; Fabaceae. The record is from RefSeq and is a predicted model, not a curated record. The transcript is spliced from 4 exons.
ACUCCCAAAACGGUUUACAUGGCAUCAUGGUCCACUGGCUUUUGUGGCUGCUUUUCUGACUGUAGCUCUUGUUGCCUCACUUUAUGGUGUCCAUGUGUUGCAUUCGGAAGGGUAGCUGAGAUUGUAGACAAAGGAACAACUUCUUCUUGUGUGCAUGGAUUGCUUUACUGUCUACUUGGUGGUUUUAGUCAUUUUGGGUCAAUCUAUGCAUGCAUUUAUCGCACAAAAUUAAGGAGGGUUUUUGGAAUUCAUGGAAGCCAAACUUGCGAUUGCAUUGCUAGUUGUUGUUGUGUUCAUAUUUCUCUGUGUCAAGAGCAUCGCGAGCUUGAAGCUCGUGGUUUCAACGUGUCUGCAGGUUGGAAAGGGAACGUGCAAAUGGGUUCCCGCGGUGUCACGGCGGCUCCGGCAUUGCAAGGUGGCAUGAGUCGUUAGUCCAAUAUAUUUAUGGUUGUGUUCUUGUUUUGUUGUGGUGAUGAUAAUGAAAAACCAAGUGUUUAUGUACUUGAGAUAGUGUGGUUUUCCUUAAUUUCUAAUGAUUGGAUGUUUAACCUUUUAUAGCUCGAGUUGUUUUUUCCUUAGUGAGGGAAAAUGAAAUAAAGUGUCCUUUGUUGAAUUAUUUGGUGCUCAUCA